GCACUGAGCGCCGUAAAGAUUCCUUUUAUCACGACAAGGUUCGCCAACAGGAAGGGGCCGAGAUCAAUGCGAGCUUACACGCCCUGAAGGAGUGCAUUCGAUAUAGAAUGCUACGCCAUCACCACAACAACAAUAGCAGCAGCAGUAGUGUGUCGGUGGAGAAAGAAGGAUUCGUCCCCUUCCGGGGCUCAGCGUUGACUAGAGUCCUCGCGGAAGGCUUCGUCAGACCGGAUGCUCUACUGCAUGUGAUGGCCACUAUUUCACCAUGUGCUACGGACAUCGAACACAGCAUAA
Molecule: messenger RNA, 294 nt
Organism: Perkinsus marinus ATCC 50983
Lineage: Eukaryota; Perkinsozoa; Perkinsida; Perkinsidae
Exons: 2
Biological process (GO): microtubule-based movement
Molecular function (GO): ATP binding; microtubule binding; microtubule motor activity
Source: RefSeq, a predicted model, not a curated record